UCCCGGGAGCUGUCCGGCCGCGUCGGUGCUGAUCCCGCCGCCGCCCUCGGGCCGCGAGCAGCCGCGCCGGAGCACUAUGAGCGGGGGCGUCUACGGUGGAGAUGAGGUGGGGGCGUUGGUCUUUGACAUCGGCUCCUUCUCGGUCCGCGCUGGCUAUGCUGGGGAAGAUUGUCCCAAGGCGGACUUCCCCACCACCGUGGGCCUGCUGGCUGCUGAGGAGGGAGGCGGGCUGGAGCUGGAGGGGGAAAAAGAGAAGAAAGGGAAGAUCUUCCACAUCGACACCAAUGCCCUGCACGUGCCCCGGGACGGGGCCGAGGUUAUGUCGCCCCUCAAGAAUGGCAUGAUCGAGGACUGGGAGUGCUUCCGGGCCAUCCUGGACCAUACAUACAGCAAACACGUCAAAUCCGAGCCGAAUCUGCACCCAGUACUCAUGUCUGAGGCCCCGUGGAACACCCGGGCCAAGCGGGAGAAGCUGACAGAGCUGAUGUUCGAGCAGUACAACAUUCCUGCCUUCUUCUUGUGCAAGACAGCGGUGCUCACUGCCUUUGCAAAUGGCCGCUCCACAGGCCUGGUACUGGAUAGCGGCGCCACACACACCACGGCCAUUCCUGUGCAUGACGGCUAUGUGUUGCAGCAAGGCAUUGUCAAGUCUCCCCUGGCUGGGGACUUCAUCUCCAUGCAAUGCCGGGAGCUCUUUCAGGAAAUGGCCAUUGACAUCAUCCCACCCUACAUGAUUGCUGCCAAGGAGCCCGUACGGGAAGGUGCUCCCCCAAACUGGAAGAAGAAGGAGAAGCUUCCCCAGGUUUCCAAGUCCUGGCACAACUACAUGUGCAACGAGGUGAUCCAAGAUUUCCAGGCAUCUGUACUGCAAGUGUCCGACUCGCCCUACGAUGAGCAGGUAGCCGCACAGAUGCCCACAGUCCACUACGAGAUGCCCAAUGGCUACAACACAGACUAUGGUGCCGAGCGCUUGCGCAUCCCAGAGGGCCUGUUCGACCCCUCCAAUGUCAAGGGCCUGUCCGGGAACACUAUGCUCGGUGUGGGCCAUGUGGUGACCACCAGCAUUGGCAUGUGCGACAUUGACAUCCGCCCGGGCCUGUAUGGCAGUGUCAUUGUCACUGGUGGGAACACACUGCUCCAGGGCUUCACCGAUAGGCUUAAUCGGGAGCUGUCGCAGAAGACACCACCGAGCAUGCGGCUGAAGCUGAUCGCCAGCAACAGCACGAUGGAGCGCAAGUUCAGCCCUUGGAUCGGGGGCUCCAUCCUGGCCUCGCUGGGCACCUUCCAACAGAUGUGGAUCUCCAAGCAGGAGUAUGAAGAGGGUGGAAAGCAAUGCGUAGAGCGGAAAUGCCCCUGAGGGCGCCCCUGAACCCCUGCAGCCCGAACCCCCCUGCCCUGUCCCUCC
Molecule: messenger RNA, 1405 nt
Organism: Suncus etruscus (white-toothed pygmy shrew)
Lineage: Eukaryota; Metazoa; Chordata; Mammalia; Eulipotyphla; Soricidae
Gene: ACTL6B
Product: actin like 6B
Exons: 14
Coding region: 77-1357 (426 amino acids)
Biological process (GO): regulation of transcription by RNA polymerase II; nervous system development
Cellular component (GO): NuA4 histone acetyltransferase complex; SWI/SNF complex
Molecular function (GO): chromatin binding
Source: RefSeq, a predicted model, not a curated record